Messenger RNA from Dacryopinax primogenitus, 1566 nucleotides. RefSeq names its product carboxylesterase. The coding region runs from base 1 to 1566 and encodes 521 amino acids. NCBI's taxonomy places the organism in Eukaryota, Fungi, Basidiomycota, Dacrymycetes, Dacrymycetales, Dacrymycetaceae. Gene Ontology annotation, molecular function: carboxylic ester hydrolase activity. The transcript has 9 exons. The record is from RefSeq and is a predicted model, not a curated record.
AUGCUCUCGCUCUCUGUCGCUUUCCUUGCGCUCAGCGCUCAUGCCUCUCCCAUCUUUUCCCGCGAUGAUGGUACGCUCGUCACAACCGCCCAGGGUGCCGUACAAGGCACGUUAGUGACGCCCACCGUCCGUCAAUGGCUCGGCAUCCCAUACGCCGCCCCGCCAACCGGUACAAGUCGGUUCGCUGCUCCCCAACCUGCGCCUUCCUGGAGCAGCACCCUCUCCGCGAGCGCGUUCGGCAACAGCUGUCCAUCAGUGCUGGACACCGAGUUCCUCACCAUCAUCGGCUUGCUCCAACAGCAGGAGUCGAUCGCGUACGACGAAGACUGCCUGAAUUUGAACAUCUGGGCGCCUGCGACGAGUCGGCCACAGGGAGGAGCGGUGAUGCUCUGGGUAUACGGGGGCGGGGACAUGUUCGGUUCGAGCAACACUCCCUAUUACAGCGGGACGACAUUCGUCGAGGACCACGACGACCUAGUGAUCGUCACCUUCAACUACCGAAUGGACAUCUUCGGGUUCCCGAACGCACCCCAACAGCUGACAAACGUGGGCCUGCUGGAUCUGGACGCCGCGAUCCAGUGGGUGUAUGCUAACAUAGCCGCGUUUGGUGGGGAUCCGGAAAGGAUCACUAUUUUUGGAGAGAGUGCGGGGGCGUUGGCGGUGGAUGCGUAUGCAUUCAGCCAUCCGACAGACACGGUCGUGAAAGGUAUCAUUGCCGAAUCGGGAACCGCCCAGCUGACUUCCAUACUCCAAAUCGGCUCCACUUCACCGAGCGAAACGAACUCGUCUUGGAAUACGGUUGCGAACGCUCUGGGCUGUGGGACAGCGGGCGAUGCGGCACAGUUGGCUUGUAUGCAAGCUGUACCUUGGCAGACGUUGUUAAGCGAAGUCGUCUCAGGUGGGGAAAGCUUCACCCCCUAUCCCGACGGACAAACGAUCUUCUCUGACGUGUCUACCCGUUCCUCCAACGGGGAAUUUCUGAAAGUUCCUUUCCUUGUGGGAAACAACGCGAACGAAGGCGAUAUCUUCGCGGUCGCUUUCGAAGAGGGCGAUUUUGGCAACACGAUCCCUGUAGCGACCACGGUGUUGAGCGACGCGGUGACAGAAGUGGUCUUCCUCUGCCCCGCGUCCAAGGCAGCAAAUGACCGCACCAACGCUGGUGUAGCCACGUGGCGCUACCGAUUCGAGGGUGUAUACCUCGACGCAACCAAUAACAAUGCGGAUCUCCGCGCUUUCCACACAGUUGAGGUACCUAUGGUGUUCGGAACCUAUAACCUGUCCACGUUCUCCUAUGCGCCGGUUUCGAACGAGAUCGCCCUGUCGGCAUGGAUGCAAUCCGCGUGGGUGACCUUCGCCCAGAACCCGGUAAGCGGCCUAUCCUCCUACGGCUGGACACAGUAUUCCACCAAUAUACUCUCAUCCACCAUCGCACGACUCGGGAAUAGCGACAACCCGAGUGGGGCGACGUAUUCUCCUCCAAUCGACUUUGACGUAGGAUGCGGAGCUGUUAACGCCUUGACGCCGUAUGUGAUUGACCUGAUCGACGACCUGGGAAGUAUCUUCUGA